This is a messenger RNA of Amyelois transitella, 1133 nucleotides long. RefSeq lists its product as uncharacterized. NCBI's taxonomy places the organism in Eukaryota, Metazoa, Arthropoda, Insecta, Lepidoptera, Pyralidae. The transcript has 5 exons. The coding region runs from base 1 to 657 and encodes 218 amino acids. The record is from RefSeq and is a predicted model, not a curated record.
AUGACGUCUUAUAAGUACUGGGUGGACCUGAAGGCCAAAAUAAAACGUAAAAAUAAAACAAUUCGAGAGAGCAUCAGCAGGACAGGAGGGGACCCGCCAAGUGGGGAAGAGCUAACAGAAAUUGACAUAAAAUUUUUAAGUAUCCUUGGUGAGGAAUAUGGCAUGGGUUUACCAGCGGUGCAGGUGAACCCAUUGCAGGAUGAUAUGAGACCUGAAGCUGGUCCCUCUGGCAUUCGAGGUAUUGAAGUCGAAUCCAUUACAGAAGAAUGGUUAGAAGUUCCUUCUAGUGUAUCUCAAACUGUUAGUUCUAUCGAGGCAGAUUCUCUACCUGCAGCUGUAGAAAUUACUACUGCAUCAUCAGAUCCUUCACAAAGCCAUGCAGCAGCUGUCUCUGAUGAGGCUGUCGGCGUCGAAGUACCUAGUGUGGUACAGGCUGAAGCCCCGCCACAACCUAGGCGACGGCGCCGACGUGCUCAUUUAACAGCCGCAGAAGCAAAGGUGCAAAUAGUUGAAGCUGCACGACAGAGGGCUGCUACUGAAGCUGCAAGUAGUUUAAUACUUCAAGAAGCUAUUUGUCUCUUCCGUGAAUUAGUGGCUAUAAUUAGAAGAAGGUACGGCAAAGAGCCCAGAGACGUGCCACAAGAUCCCGCCGUGUAGAUAUACCACGUUGAAGCUCAAUGUUGUGUUGCUCAGCUGGUUCAUGAAGAGCUUCCACUGGUGGUUGUUGUGCAACUUCCCUUGCUUGCUCUUCUUCUGUCAACCUUACUUCAGGCAAGUUGUUUUCAUUACAAAUAUUGUGCAAUAUUACACAAGUAUUUGUAAUGAAGCCAGCAACCUGUGGUUGAUAAUGCAACACCCUGUGGCACAAGAGACACCGGAAACGUGCUUUGAGAAGACCUAUAGUUCUUUCUAUAACAUUCCUAGCCUUUACAUGCUUUUGUGUAUAAUAUGCUUCCGGUGUGUCUGGUUCUGCAUCCAAAAUAGGUGUCAUCAUCGUUCUUCAUUGUGAGUACCCAAGUUACCUGGAAAUAAACAUAUUACUCUGUUAUUUUUUUAUUUUAUUUGAACAUUCAUAUUCAUAUUUUAUAUAAAAAUGAUACUUUUUUAUUUUAAAAUUGUAUACAAAUAUUUUU